AUGGCUGCUGCACUUCGUAAUAUCAUUGUCGUCGGAGGAUCUUUUGUUGGACGGUCAACGGCCCAAGAGCUGGCUCGGGUGGUUCCCUCCACACACAGAGUCCUCCUAACUGAGCCCCACAGUCACUUCCAUCACUUGUUUACCUUUCCUCGAUUUGCCAUCGUUCCAGGACAGGAGCACAAGGCAUUCGUUCCUUACAGCGGCAUCUUCUCAGGGACUCCCAAUGCAGAGUCGCACAACGUCGUUCAGGCGCGCGUGACAGACAUCCAGCCACAAUAUGUGGAGCUGGAUCGCGAAUGGCAGGGCUCAAAGCAGAUCCCAUUUGAUUUUAUCGUGGUCGCGACCGGCACACGCCUCUCCAAGCCCGCAGGAAUGGAACAUGAUGACAAGCAAUCCUCGGUAGAUUAUCUUCGGCAACACCAAGCUAAUGUCAAGCGAUCUAAGUCAAUUGUCAUUGUUGGUGGAGGUGCUGUCGGUGUGCAAAUGGCGACUGAUCUCAAGGAGUACUACCCAGAGAAGGAUAUCACAGUGGUUCAGUCUCGACCUCGGGUGAUGCCAAGCUUUCACCCUGGCUUACAUGAACUCGUUAAGCGACGAUUCGAUGAACUUGGAAUUAAAUUGAUUACUGGUGCUAGAGUUGUUGUCCCGCCAGGUGGUUUCCCUACUACUGGCGAAACAUUCACUGCGGAGCUUACCAAUGGAGAGUCAGUGUCCACGGAAUUUGUGAUCUUGGCAACUGGUCAAACACCAAACAACCAACUGGUCAGCAACCUGGAGCCAUCUACGCCUGAGUCGCCAUCUGUUCUUAACCCUGAGAAUGGGUAUAUUCGCAUUCGACCAACGAUGCAGUUCUUGGAUGAGAAAUACUCUAACCUAUUUGCGGUCGGCGACAUUGCCGAUACCGGAGCUCAGAAGGCCGCACGACCUGGAUCUGCACAAGCCGCUGUGGCAGCCAAAAACAUUGUGUCUAUGAUUGAGGGUCAGGAACCAAACGAGACAUUCGUCAAGGGACCCGGUGCUAUUCACAUCACAUUGGGCAUGAAAUAUAACGUUGUUUUCCGCAACCCCAAUGUCGCCGAAGGACAGACUGAGCCUUGGAUUAACGAGAAGCAAGAUGGCCGAGAGGAUAUGAAUGUCGAAGCCAUGUGGGGAAGGCUGGGCAUCUCGGUUGACAACCCUCGCCAAUAUCAUCUAUAA
This is a messenger RNA of Penicillium malachiteum, 1197 nucleotides long. RefSeq lists its product as uncharacterized. The coding region runs from base 1 to 1197 and encodes 398 amino acids. Gene Ontology annotation, molecular function: electron-transferring-flavoprotein dehydrogenase activity; flavin adenine dinucleotide binding. The record is from RefSeq and is a predicted model, not a curated record. NCBI's taxonomy places the organism in Eukaryota, Fungi, Ascomycota, Eurotiomycetes, Eurotiales, Aspergillaceae. The transcript has 6 exons. Gene Ontology annotation, cellular component: cytoplasm.